This is a messenger RNA of Hippoglossus stenolepis (Pacific halibut), 2169 nucleotides long. Its product is annotated as T-cell surface antigen CD2. The coding region runs from base 446 to 1618 and encodes 390 amino acids. The record is from RefSeq and is a predicted model, not a curated record. The transcript is spliced from 11 exons. Lineage: Eukaryota; Metazoa; Chordata; Actinopteri; Pleuronectiformes; Pleuronectidae.
AGAUGCCAAGCAGCUCUGACCUCAGACUAGAACGAGAGGAAGACAGACUGGAGGAUACAGAAAACCACAGCAGGCCAGAGAAAACACACAGAGCUUCUGUUGCCACUCAGCACUGAGGGAGAUUCGUUGUCUCCUGACCACAGAGUACCUCAUGUUCCUCCUGGUCAAGAUGUCUCUGAUUGGUUCAGGCAGCUGUACAUCCAGACCCGGGUGAGUCUGAGCGGCACGGAGGCAGCAGGCCGCAGGAUGAGAGGCCUUGACCGGUCAGCCUCGGAGGAAACAUCAUCUGGGGAAAACCGUUGAUUCCCUUCCACCCGGAGGUCGGAGGUCAUGUCAUGUGGAGGAGAGCCUGUACAGCUUCAGCAUGAGGCUCAAGGGCCCUUCAACAGGACGUCCACCCUGCUCAUCACAGCCCUGCUGAUCUGAGACCAAACAUGAAGUUCACAUGAAGACGAUGAAGAUGGCUGCUUUCUCUGGAAUCACUCUGCUGCUGCUGCUCUGCUGCUCCGUCAUCUCCUCCACAGAGUCUCGGACCGAUUGCGACAGUCCCGCCGCAAGAGGAGAGGCCUUCACGGUGCCUGUGGGACACCCACUGAAAGACACAGAUAGAGUGAAGUGGAAGCACGGUUCUGACACCAUCGUGGAUCGAAAAACCAUCGGUAACGGGAAGGGGUACAAGUUUGUCACAGGGAGCAAAGAUGAUAUUUUUUCAAAUGGAUCCCUGAAUCUGAGGAAUGUGACAAAAGCCAAUGAGGGGGUAUACACCCCAACGGUUUUCAGUGCGGAAGGAGUGGGAGUACAAAAUAUAAAGAGCGUGCGUUUAUGUGUAUUUGAUCGCGCCCCGAAGCCUACAUUGAAGUUUGACUGUCUCACAGCCGAGGUCAAACUGACUUGCGACGUUGGUAAGGUCAAGGAUCUCAAGUUUGUCUGGCUCCAGGAUAACAAAGAGCUGACAAGCCAGAAGAGUCAAGUUUGGAAGCUGAAGCUCAAAGAUGUUGGAGACCAUUCCUUCAGUUGCAAAGUAUCCAACGGCCUCGGCUCUAAUACCAGUGGAUCUGUAAAGGGCCUCUGCAAUGCCUCUUUUUUCUCUUUUUUCCCUACCGACUUCUGGGGAAUUACCUGGAUAUGUGUGGGUGGUGGUGGAGGUCUCGUUCUACUGCUGAUAAUCAUCGUCAUUGUUUGCUGUGUCCGGGCCAAACGGAAGAAAAGAAUUCAGAAGAAGGAUGAGGAGGAGCUCCGCUUGAGGUGGGCCGACCCUGAGCAACAGCAGCAACACCAAUGUCCUCAGCAUGGCCAUCCUGCCAGUCGUCAUCACCAGCACCAGGACCAGCCCCAGGACCAGCACCAGGACCAGCCCCAGGACCAGCACCAGCACCAGCACCAGCACCAGGACCAGCACCAGCACCAGCAGCCGCAGCAGCAACCGGCCGGCCACACUGGUCCUCGCCAACAUCGCUCCAAACAGCACCGUCCCAGAGCCCCAGAGCCCCCCGCCGGCCACCCCCAGCCCAGCCCCAGGAGACCUGCUCAGACCAGCAGAGCAGAUGUUAACGGAGAUGACGAGAAGCCUCCUCCUCUUCCUCAGCCCAGGUCGAAGACUCCCAGAACGCGAGUGUGACGUGAUGCGAGUGUCAAGAAGAAGAAGACACGUCACUGUUUUUGGCGCCAUGAUGUCAUCAGGAUGUGUUUUUUAUCAAGUAGAUCAUAAUCUCCAAAAGUAAAAGAGGUUCGUUAACUCAAACUAUGACUCCCUAUUUUUUAAAUUUUCAUUCUGUAUUUAUUCUGUGUGCGAAUGUGACCUACGGUUUGAAAACAAUUCUUCAUUUUCAGAACUAUAUUAGAUAUUUCAUUUUUAUUCUCGUCUCUGUGUGUUCUUCAGUGUGACAGUUUUUCACUGUCACAACCACAAUUAAUCUUUUCACAGCAGUUUUAAUGUACAUUUAAAACAAGUCCUAUCUUCUCUAUGCUGUUUUUUAUCGUUUUUGUGUCGGAGUUUGACAAAUACAGGGAAAUUACUCUUCUAAUGAAAUGUACUUUUUGUCUUUGAACACACCUGUACCUCCUUAUUAUUAUGGACUUUUAUUGAGAAACUGUGCAGUGAAGUCUUUUGAAUAAAUGCUGUUAAUCAUGCUGUGACUUUUCCAGUAAAGUUACAGCGGCUGAAAUGUU